GGGGCCGGUGCCCCCCCCGAGGAUGCCGCUGGCCGUGCAGUGGCCGUUCCCCGCGGAGCCGUCGCGGCGCUGGGCCCUGGCGAGCCGCGUGGUCACGGGCCUGGUGGGCACCUACAGCUGCGUGUGGACCCGGGAAACCCCCCCCAAAUCCCGGAGUUUUUGGGGUGUCCCGGGGCUGUUUGGGGGUCCCAGCGCCCCCUCCCCACAUUUCCCCCCCAGGACCCCCACGGCCGCUGACAUUUGCUUCACGCGGGAGCUGCACGCGCUCUUCUUCAGCCUGGGGCGCUGCGUGCCCGUCUGCCGCGGGGACGGCGUUUACCAGCGGGGGAUGGAUUUUAUACUGGAGAAACUCAACCAGGGAGACUGGGUGCACGUGUUCCCCGAGGGUACUGGGAGCACUGGGAGGGGAGGGGGUCUCAGGGUGGGUUUUGGGGGUCUCAGGGUGGAUUUUGGGGUCCCACUGACCCCGUUUUCCCCCCAGCACAUCACGGUGGUCGUGGGGCGCCCCUUCAGCGCCCGGCCCCUCCUGGAGCGGCUGCGCAGCGAGGGGACCCCCACGGUGGAGCUCCGCAAGGCCCUGACCGAUUUUGUCCAGCGGGAAUUCGAGGCUCUGCGGGGCCACGCCCGGACCCUGCACCCCACCCCAUAACUGGGGACCCCCUGCCCCACAACUGGGGGGUUCCACCCCAUAACUGGGGGGUUCCGCCCCAAAACUUGGGGGUUCCACCCCAUAAUUUGGGGUUCCACCCCAAAACUCCGGGUUGUGCCCCAUAGCAAGACCCUCCUGCCUCAUAAAGGGGGAUUUUACCCCAUAAUUUGGGGUCUUGCCCCAAAACUGGGGGUCCUGCCCCACAGCAGGGGGUCCCUGGUGGAGUCCCUGCCCCACAGGGGGGUCCUGCCCCCAAUCUGAGCCCCCCAACUGUGCACGGUGCCAAUAAAAGGUGGAACCUC
Molecule: messenger RNA, 951 nt
Organism: Passer montanus (Eurasian tree sparrow)
Lineage: Eukaryota; Metazoa; Chordata; Aves; Passeriformes; Passeridae
Gene: TAFAZZIN
Product: tafazzin
Exons: 7
Coding region: 23-649 (208 amino acids)
Biological process (GO): cardiolipin acyl-chain remodeling; inner mitochondrial membrane organization
Cellular component (GO): mitochondrial membrane
Molecular function (GO): 1-acylglycerophosphocholine O-acyltransferase activity
Source: RefSeq, a predicted model, not a curated record